Cylicocyclus nassatus is the source of this 1386-nucleotide messenger RNA. NCBI's taxonomy places the organism in Eukaryota, Metazoa, Nematoda, Chromadorea, Rhabditida, Strongylidae. The record is from the annotation of a GenBank genome assembly.
GGACUUUAGAAUGGGCGCAAUUAUUUUCUGCAGCUUGCUUCCCUUUUCUUUCGUUGUGCAGCGAUAAGUCAUUUCUGUGCGUUCAGUGGUCACUCGUUUUUUGCAUCUGCCCAGCGACAGAUUAUUUCGUUUUUGUAGGACCGGAACAUUUGUUCGCAGUUCAUAGACUUGUUUAGAUGGAAGCCCGUUACACACUCGAACUUCGUGAUCGCGAUCCCGCUACUGUAGAAGAUCUCGUUCUUGAUGGGUGCGAAAGUGCUGAAAUUGAAGGUGUCAGUGACAAGCUCGUGAAUUUGCAGAGUUUGAGCAUGGUUCAUGUUGGCUUGCAAAGCCUCAAGAACCUUCCAAAGUUGCCUCAACUGAGUAAGCUGGAUAUCUCGGAUAAUAACAUCGCUGGAGGACUUGAGCAUGUGGCUGACAACUGUCCAGAGCUUCUUCAUCUCAAUCUGGCAUCAAACAAGAUCGCUAAAGUGGAGGAUUUGGCGCCUUUAAAGAAAUUGAAGCUGGCAGAGCUUGACUUAUUCAACAAUCCAAUCACAGAGGGGGAUUCCGAAAGUGAAUACAGGUCGAAGAUAUUCGAAGCAAUCCCGUCUUUGCAAAUUCUUGAUGGAGCUGACAUAAAUGGCGAAGAAGUUGAUGAUUCGCUUGAUGGAGAGGACGAUUUGGGAGACGAAGACAGUGGAGACGAAUCUGGCUCUGAUAUCGAUGGACCUGGACUGAGUUAUCUGGACAACAGUCAGCUAGAUGAGGAUGAGUCGGAAGAGUACAAACCGUCUGACCCGAGCAUAAACCUCGACGAUGCAGCAAAAAGAGGUCUCAAGAGGCGUAACGAAGAAAACGGUGAAGAAAGCGGUAUGAAAAAGAAGGCCGAUGAUGAGUAGCUGUGGUGGGAGUAGUUCUUAGUUCCCUUCUUCUGGCAUUCUUUGGUCGCGCAAUAACCUUCAAGAUUAGACUCCUCACUUGAGCUCUCAGUUGCUCAUUUCCUGGUGGUGUCGAGUUAGUUAGUGUGAAAAGCUUUCAUGAUUGUAAUUGUAUGAUUGUCAAAUAUUCUUUUCGGUUGCAUCUCUCCAUCGCUGUGUAUAUUACGUGGUCGUUGAUGGGUUUGUCGCAUAUUGAUAGCUUGUAACAUCUCGGUGCGGAUGUUGGUGUCACACAUGUUUACCAUCUCAAAUGUAACAUGUAACCUAAUUUGGUGUGCAUUUUGGACUCUUUGUCGUCCUGCGCAUUAAUUGCCACUCCUCAGACCUGUCAAAGAGGCGCGGCUGUCUGUUGAUCUUAUGAUGUCGUACGUGUUAAUUAAUAUUCUCAUAUUAAUUUGAUGAUCUAAAUCUACCUUUGUAUUGUUAUCUUCAGAUAAAUGUAAAGUCUUCCAUUGUGUCUACAGUA